AUGAUCGUGGCUGCUCUGCCGCGAUCAGCAGCCCUCCUCGCCUCGUCCACGCUCCUCCAACUCGCCUCCAGCCAUGCGCUGCCCCGAGAAACCAAAACUAUCGCCCUGCGCGAACUCGACGUCGUAGCAUGGCCCAUCGUCGCAACUCCAGCACCAUUACCACAAUGGCCAGCGCUCGCAUCUUCGGCCGCCGAACAGCUGCUCCAGCGAGACCUCAACACCAUCUGCGGCUGGAUAGGGGGCGACCCAAACCUGCCGGCCACCUGCCUCGCGGGCUCGCACUGCGCCGCCGACACCGUCAACAAGGCCAUUGGCUGCUGUCCGGACUCAGGCCCUUGCACCGAGGGCAUCUUCACGGGCUGCGUCGACGUCAACAGCCCGCCGCAGACGGAGCUCAACCCGUACGUCUUCACGUGCUCCGGCGCGCAGGUCUGCUACCAGAACCACUUUGACGGGGGCUUCUCACAGUUUGGAUGCGGUUCGGUAUCGCAGCUAGCGACGACGGUGGCCGCCACGGCGCUGAGCCAGCUCCCGCUGGACUUGAGCCGCGUGUCUGUGCAGCUGACGGAAACACCGACGGUUUUAUCGACGCCGACGACGAUUGGAUCGCGGACCGCGAGCAGGACCUCAUCUAGCCGUAAAUCGAAGACUUCCAGCGGAUCCAGCACCUCGCAGACGGAUACAUCGACAAACACGGGCACAGCCACCGCAAGCGAUUCCACUUCAAGCUCAACUUCGACCUCGACCCCGUCAGCGCCAACUUCCAGCGGCAGCUCAAAGGCAGGCCCAAUCGCAGGAGGCGUAGUCGGAGGUCUCGCCGGCCUUGCCCUCAUCGCAGCUCUCAUCUUCUUCUUCUUGCGCAAGAAAAAAGCCAGACCCGCUCAAUACAUCACGCCAUCAACUGAAAAAUUCGACAACCCCGAUUCCCGCGCUAUCCCUCCCAACACGGCUCUCCUGACGGAAGAAAGGGGCUUUACCGGCUAUGAGUCUGAACUCGCCCCAAUGCCCCAAAGGCCUCCAAGACCAAGUGUUAGCGAACCCGCCCCCCAGCUCGGCGAACUUGGCCUAGCCGUGCCCAUGGACACCGGCUACGGCAGGCCUUCAGAUGAGAUCCCCCUCACGGAAACUGUGCCAAAGCCACCACCAGAGCCUACUAUUGAAGAUGAGGAGGAUCUCCGCCCAUAUAAUCCGCGGAGAAGAGGCGAUGGAGACGGUACCUCGUUCUGGUCGCAGACAAGAUCAGAGAGUCGGUCUCGAGGACGGCCGUGGGUUUAA
Trichoderma gamsii is the source of this 1275-nucleotide messenger RNA. RefSeq lists its product as hypothetical. The record is from RefSeq and is a predicted model, not a curated record. Lineage: Eukaryota; Fungi; Ascomycota; Sordariomycetes; Hypocreales; Hypocreaceae. The transcript has 2 exons. Bases 1 to 1275 code for a protein of 424 amino acids.